UGAGGGUCGUUGGCAGUCCAUCUCGAUGGACUCUAUCGGUCCUCUUCGACCUCCGACCCCCCGCGGUCAUGAUGCUAUCCUGGUCGUCGUCGACCRCUUCACGAAGCGUGCACGCUUUGUUCCGUGCCGCUAUGCCAUCAGUGCACGUGASGUYDYCRACAUYGUAUUUGACCGAGUCGUGCGUGACCACGGCUUACCUCUGAGCAUCAUAUCUGACCGUGACCCGCGCUUUACCAGCCGAUUCUGGCGACGGCUCCACGAGGUGUACGGCACUCAGCUCCACUUCUCCUCGCCUUACCAUCCUCAGACUGAUGGUCAGACCAAGAUCACGAAUAGUACUCUCGGGAAUAUUCUCCGAAAGAUUGUUCGUGACGACCAGCAGUGGGAUCUCCAUCUUGCCCACGCGGAGAUAGCCUACAACCACGCCGUCUCGCCAGCCACGGGAAUGUCGCCUUACUAUUGCGACCUCGGCUAUCACCCGCGUGUUCCCGCGGACUUCCUUCGACCGUCCCAGAUGCACCUCGACACGAGUUGUCCUGCGCUGGAUGAUUGGGUUGCACACAUGACGUCGAUUAUGAAGACCGCACAUGAGCACAUAGCCGCUUCCCAGACUCGCAUGGCAGCACGUGCGAACCGAUCGAGGAUGGACCACCCAUUCAAGGUCGGUGAUGAUGUGYUUAUCGACGCCCGCCACUUACAGCUCGAAGCGGACACGCUUCGCAAGUUUCGRCGUCGCUUCUUUGGCCCAUGCCGCAUCCUCCAGGCCGUCGGUUCUGAUACGGCAUCUAGCCCGGUCAGCUUUCGUGUGAAGCUGCCCGACUACCUACGCCAGGCUCGUGUGCAUGAUGUCUACCACGUCUCGUUACUGCGUCCUUGCCGCAGACCGUCUGAGCGUUUCGCUGGACGACCAUACGAGCGCCCUCCACCCAUCAUGGUGGACGGCCACGAGGAGUUCCUCGUUUCAGACAUCAUUGGUCGCCGAGUCACCGACGACAACCCUCCGCACGCCGAGUAUCUCGUACGUUGGAAGGGUUACCCUGAUGAGGAGGCUACCUGGGAGCCCCUCGAGCACUUGCAGCACGCUCGCAUGUUGGUGCGUGCCUAUGACCGUGGUCGUCGUGCUGGGUUCACUGCUCCUCCUCAGCCCACUGACCCUCCUCCUUCUCCUCCGGCUAAGGAGACCGCUGAAGUCGAGCCUACUCCAUCUGAGGCAGACCUUCAGCAGCAGCCGGAUGCCUCUGAGCGUCCACAGCGCACUCGUCGUCGUCCUGCUCGAUACGACGAUUGACUCUGACUUACCUUCCCACGUCUUUGACUUCUCAGUACUCCAUCCACAUCAGUUUAGCUACUUCAGC
Chara braunii is the source of this 1355-nucleotide messenger RNA. NCBI's taxonomy places the organism in Eukaryota, Viridiplantae, Streptophyta, Charophyceae, Charales, Characeae. The record is from the annotation of a GenBank genome assembly.